AGAGCUCGCGUGGACCCGCGGUCCCCACCUUCCUUUCCCGAAGGUUCUGAUGGAGGCUGGGGCUGCGUCCCGGAUCUGGGGGAACGGAGAGCGGGGACGCUUCCCGAUCCCCGGCCUCUAAGUCUGCCCUCCUAGAUAAGCCGCGACGUUAACUCGGGGCGCCGGGGAGUUGAAGGAGCGUUUGGUGUGCCGCCCCGUGAUGGGGGUGGUCCCGAACCCAGGGAGUGAAGCGUCUGUACCGUUAGUCCGAGUGGCAGACUGUGCUCUCUGAGCGCAGGGAGGCGUUGACUAGUGGCUUCUGGUUGCUUAGACAGACUGGCAAGUGAAGUGUGCGCGCAGGUGCCACGAGACUGGGAACUUCGCUCUUUCCCUUCGUUCUCUGCUGGGCAAGGUGGCCGCGACUUGAUUUCCUAGUGACUUGGGAACUUUGUUAGCCUGCUUCGGUCAAGUGACUGCAGCAGCGGCGCUGCCCCUUCCUCCUUAAAGCACGUACAACCCGCGCCUCAAACGACUGUAUCCGGGAGGCAGACUCACCAAGCUUCAGUUCCGAAGAGGAGCCAGGUUAAUGACACCUUUUGAAAAUGGAAUUACUGAUAUUACAGAAACUCCUUUCCGUCCUGUGGGGUUCACCUUAACGCAGCCAUCAUGUCUGGCUCCAAUGGUGCCAAAGAGAAUUCGCACAACAAGGCCCGGACGUCUCCUUACCCAGGCUCAAAAGUUGAGCGGAGUCAGGUUCCGAAUGAGAAGGUGGGCUGGCUUGUGGAGUGGCAAGACUACAACCCGGUGGAGUACACCGCGGUCUCUGUCCUGGCGGGGCCCCAGUGGGCGGACCCUCAGAUCAGUGAAAGCAACUUUUCUCCCAAAUUUAAUGAAAAGGACGGGCAUGUUGAGAGGAAGAGUCAGAACGGCCUGUAUGAGAUUGAAAAUGGAAGACCCAGAAAUCCGGCAGGGAGGACAGGACUGGUUGGCCGGGGUCUUUUGGGGAGAUGGGGCCCAAACCAUGCUGCAGACCCCAUCAUAACCAGGUGGAAGAGGGAUGAGCACGGGAAUAAAAUCACACAUCCGGUUUCCGGGAAGUGCAUCUUACAGUUUGUUGCAAUAAAAAGGAAAGACUGUGGCGAGUGGGCAAUCCCUGGGGGCAUGGUGGACCCUGGAGAGAAGAUCAGUGCCACGCUGAAAAGGGAGUUUGGAGAAGAAGCCCUCAACUCCUUACAGAAGUCCAGCGCGGAGAAGAGGGAGAUUGAGGAGAAGCUGCACGCACUCUUCAGCCAGGAGCAUCUUGUGAUAUACAAGGGCUAUGUUGAUGAUCCGAGGAACACUGACAACGCGUGGAUGGAGACGGAAGCUGUCAACUACCACGAUGAAACAGGGGAGACCAUGGACAAGCUCACCCUGGAGGCUGGGGAUGACGCCGGGAAGGUCAAGUGGGUGGACAUCAGCGACCAGCUCAAGCUCUAUGCCAGCCACUCCCAGUUCAUCAAGCUUGUGGCCGAGAAGCGGGAUGCACACUGGAGUGAGGACUCUGCUGCUGGCAGCCAUGGGCUGUAGCUUGUCCCUGCAAGCCAGAGGCCAGCAGCGUCCCGGAACUUACCCUCACAAAGGCCACCGGGAAGUGUUUGCACCGAGGUAAAAUGACUGAAUACAAUGAAGAGGAACACUGACUUCUCAGCUUUCUUCUCUAAGGGAUUAGAGACUGUCCGAUUUUGUAUGUAUUUAAGCAUGACUGAAUCAAAUUUAAAUAGCUAAUGUCCUUUGAAGAAUUGUAGUUACAAUAAAAAUAAAACCCAGCUGGUGGUGA
Molecule: messenger RNA, 1798 nt
Organism: Psammomys obesus (fat sand rat)
Lineage: Eukaryota; Metazoa; Chordata; Mammalia; Rodentia; Muridae
Gene: Nudt9
Product: nudix hydrolase 9
Exons: 8
Coding region: 646-1548 (300 amino acids)
Cellular component (GO): mitochondrion
Molecular function (GO): ADP-ribose diphosphatase activity
Source: RefSeq, a predicted model, not a curated record